Molecule: messenger RNA, 1532 nt
Organism: Molossus molossus (Pallas's mastiff bat)
Lineage: Eukaryota; Metazoa; Chordata; Mammalia; Chiroptera; Molossidae
Gene: SOWAHD
Product: sosondowah ankyrin repeat domain family member D
Exons: 1
Coding region: 1-957 (318 amino acids)
Molecular function (GO): protein binding
Source: RefSeq, a predicted model, not a curated record
AUGGCCGAGCCCCGGGAAGCCGCGACCCCGACACCCAGAGCCUCCCUGGCGCGGACCGCGCACAGCCUGCGGAGCGCCCCGCAGCUGCGCGCCUUGAGAGCGGACGCGGGCAGCCUGGGCAGGUACCGGGGCACAGCCGCCGCCUCCCGCGAGGCCGCCUUCCACGGCUCGCUGAUGCUCUCGGGAGCGGGCUCGGGGCGCCGGCGGGGCGUGCUGCGGGAGCUGCUGGGGCUGCAGGGGGUGGCUCCCGCCGGGUGGCAGCCAGAGGAGCGUGCGGAGGAGCAGUCCCCAGGCGGGCCGAACGGAGCGGGCGGCAGCAGGCUGUGUCUGGAGCCCCGGGAGCACGCGUGGAUACUGGCGGCCGCCGAGGGCCGCUUCGACGUGCUGCGGGAGCUGCUGGAAGCCGAGCCGGGGCUGCUGCUACGGGGCGACCCGAUCACCGGCUACUCGUUGCUGCACUGGCUGGCCAAGCACGGGCGCCACGAGGAGCUCGUCCUGGUGCAUGACUUCGCCCAGCGCCGGGGGCUGAAGCUCGACGUGAGCGCCCCGGGGAGCGGCGGCCUCACGCCCCUUCACCUGGCGGCCCUGCAGGGCCACUACCUGGUCAUCAAGGUGCUGGUGGGCGCCUUGGGGGCUGACCCCACGCGCCGUGACCACAGUGGCCACCGGGCCUGUUACUACCUGCGGCCCGACGCGCCCUGGAACCUGCGGGAGCUGUCGGGGGCUGAGGACUGGGAGAUGGAGAGCGGCAGUGAGCGGGUCAACGCCAACAACAACAGCAGCGGCGCCCCCGCCGCCGCGUGGACGCUGCGAAGGACUCUGAACGCAGUGGGCAUGAUGACCAUGGAGACGAGAGAGGCGGCACUGUCCAACAAGGAGAAGGACUCCAUGGGCAGCCGAGUGGCACAAAUUCAAGGCUUUUUCCGCCAGAUAUUCCCCUUCUUCCAGGAUCGUUGAGGGCAACGUAGAUGAGAGCGCAGAGGGACCUCGACACUGCGGCGAGGUCUCUGUCCUGAGUAGUCCCGGGUUCCACACCGAAGGGGCUGUGUACCUUAUAUACAGCCGAAUGUGCUGGGCCUGUAAGGUGCAGACCACCUCCGGUUUGUCUCCAGUCCUGUCACAAGUUUCCUGUAGCCACUGGCCAGGAGACCUGGAGACCAGCGCCAUCCCCCCACCCAACCAAGAGAGAGCAAAGACCAAUCUGUCUUGGAGCCGAAUUCCAAAAGGAGUUGGGGUUAGGAGCCCGAGUGUGGUCCUGCUUGCGAGAGGGAAAGUUAAGCUUCCAGUGGCCAUUUCUGAUCUUGCAGAAGUUCUGGUUUAUUGCUAGAAGAAGGAGUUAAUUGCUAGAAGACUGUAAAUCACUGAUGCAGAGUAAGUGCCUAACUGCAGACUUGACUUGGCUAUUAACGGGUUACUUUGUGUCACCAAACUCAGCCCCUAGCUCCCCAUUCCUAAGACAACCAGGCUUACAGGUACCUUUUCAAAUGUAUCACGGAUGACUUCUUAAGCAUAUUAAAGUGGAAUUGUUUUUC